UUACUUCGAAGGUUAAUAUUUUUUAAACACUGGAUGUAUCAAAAAAUUAGAAAUUAUGUCGAGGAAGAAGCACAAUAUAUCAUAUAUUAAGCCGAACGAGCCAAAAUUUCUGCGAGAGUUGAAAGAGCAAAUCGGAUAUAAAGAAGGCCCCACUGUCGACACAAAAAGAGAAAUAUUACCAGAAGUCUCUGAUGAUGAGAGAGAAGAGUUAACUGAUGAGAAACCUGUUGUUGUUGUAUUAAAUUCUGGUGAUUUAACAGCAGAAGAAGCAGAUGCUUUCAAAAAACAAAAAGAGAAAGAAGAAAGUGGUGCUCCAGCUGAUCUAUCUAAGAAGAUUAUAUUUCGCAAGACUAAAAUAGAGUCGGACAAAUCUGAGACAACUGCCACAGAUAAACCUAUGAGAAAGAAAGCAAAAAGAGACAAGCAAAAGAUUGUCUUAUCCUUUGAUGCUAAUGACGAUGAUGACGAUGAUGUUGGAUAACAUUAAAUAUGAAUUCUCUUACUCUUAAAUGUUUUAUAUGU
This is a messenger RNA of Camponotus floridanus (Florida carpenter ant), 522 nucleotides long. RefSeq lists its product as uncharacterized. The coding region runs from base 56 to 481 and encodes 141 amino acids. The transcript has 3 exons. Lineage: Eukaryota; Metazoa; Arthropoda; Insecta; Hymenoptera; Formicidae. The record is from RefSeq and is a predicted model, not a curated record.